This is a messenger RNA of Anguilla rostrata (American eel), 285 nucleotides long. Its product is annotated as phosphatidylinositol N-acetylglucosaminyltransferase subunit Y. Gene Ontology annotation, biological process: GPI anchor biosynthetic process. Bases 1 to 216 code for a protein of 71 amino acids. Gene Ontology annotation, cellular component: glycosylphosphatidylinositol-N-acetylglucosaminyltransferase (GPI-GnT) complex. NCBI's taxonomy places the organism in Eukaryota, Metazoa, Chordata, Actinopteri, Anguilliformes, Anguillidae. The record is from RefSeq and is a predicted model, not a curated record. The transcript has a single exon.
AUGGUGUUUUCACUGUCUACCGUGACUGUACUGGUCCCAAUCGUCUCACUGUUGGGACUGUUCUAUUCUGCGAGUGUGGACGAGAGUUUUCCGCAGGGGUGUACCAGCACAAGCAGUGUGUGCUUCUACAGUCUGCUAUUACCUGUCACCAUCCCAGUCUACGUGUUCUUCCACUUGUGGAAGUGGAUGGGAAUUAAAUUAUUCAGACACAAUUAGCGCUGUUAAGAAUGAAAAGCUAAAAGUUGUAUGGUGCGGAUGGCAAAUAAAGACAGUCGUUUAUGACAA